Molecule: messenger RNA, 1479 nt
Organism: Cuscuta epithymum
Lineage: Eukaryota; Viridiplantae; Streptophyta; Magnoliopsida; Solanales; Convolvulaceae
Source: the annotation of a GenBank genome assembly
CUUCAGUUCAGUACUUCACGGACAGGGUAAGAUAGAGAGAGAGAGAGAGGGGUUGGUUUGAGCAUUAGACUAAUCAGGAAAAUCAAAGCUUCAGAGGAGAUGGGAGCGGAGAGUUGGAGCUUGACCGCCAAACUGUGCGAUUACUGCCGGACGGCCUCAGCCACCGUCUUCUGCCGUGCCGACGCCGCGUUCCUCUGCGGCAACUGCGACUCCACGAUCCACGCGGCCAACAAGCUCGCGUCCCGCCACGCGCGCGUCUCCGUCUGCGACGUGUGCGAGCAGGCUCCGGCUAGCUUCACGUGCAAGGCUGACGACGCCGCGCUCUGCGUCACUUGCGACCGCGACAUCCACUCGGCGAACCCCUUGUCCCGCCGCCACGAGCGCCUCCCCGUUGUGCCGUUCUACCACUCCGCAGACGACGCGUCCUCGAAAGCUCACGGAUCCGCGUCCGUGUCCUCCUCCGACAAAUAUGUCAGUAGCGAGUCGGACAACCAGAACGUGGAGGAGGAAGAGGCGGCGGAGGCGGCGUCGUGGCUGAUUCCGGAUCCGAAUAACCUCAAAUCAGUAGAUUUGGAGGGAUCCGAGUACGAAACUGCAGAGUACCUGUUCGGCGAUGUGGAUCAGGAUCCGUAUCUUCAUAUGGAAAUGAUUUCCUGCGGCGGAGUAGACCAGAAGCACCACAGCCACAACCGCUACACCAAUCAAAACUACAACUGCGACGGCGUAGUGCCUGAGCUGAAGAAAGUUCCGACGAGUCACGUACCCGACCCGGUAAUCGAUGGAUUCCCCGCGUACGACACCGAAUUCGCCGCCGGAUCUAAGCCGCCUUUCUUAUACAACUUCGCCGCUCAAUCCAUCAGCCAAAGCGUCUCGUCUGCAUCUCUGGACGUCGGAGUGGUGCCUGACCACAAUGCCAUGGCGGACGUGUCUGACGCCGCUUGUGACCGAGCCUUCGUCGGCGGCGACGCUGUCCCCAAUACGUUGACCGGAGCGGACAGAGAAGCGAGGGUGCUAAGGUACAGAGAGAAGAGAAAAAACCGGAAAUUCGAGAAGACGAUCCGAUAUGCCUCCAGAAAGGCGUACGCAGAGACCCGGCCGAGGAUCAAGGGGAGGUUCGCGAAGCGCUCCGAGGUGAAAGUUAUGGGAUCCUUUGUCGUCCCUCACGACGGAUCUCACGGCGUCGUGCCGUCGUACUAACCGCCCGGUCAGGGCGGAUUAAAAGUCUAGUUUUGUGUGCUUAAUUUUUGCCACGUCGGUGUUUCUGUAUUACUGUAUAUGUAGUAAUGUCCCUUCUUUAAUUCAGUAGUUGACUUUAAUGUUAAUCCGUAUUUUCUGUAUGUCAAAUUAAAAGUUUCUUUUAAUAGUAAAGUAUAAGUGUACACUUUCUCAUGUGAAUCAUGUGAACCCAACUAUAGGCCACGGAAAGCGUAACUAGUCUAACCAGGCACUAGGCUGCUGAAAUUGUAUCUCAACUGACAC